GCCGUGAAGGCAGCAGGAUGCUGCUGAUGGACCCAUGUUAGCUUGCUGCAGGACUCAGGCUGAUCUGGAUCCAGACUCCUCAGAGCGGAUGUCUCAGCGUCUCUAACACUCUCAGGUCUCCGCUGUGGUGUUGAAUCGUCGUCUCCACACACACAGGACUCACCGACAGACUGUGGAGACAUGACGACCCGGUCAGAGAGAGAAAAAGCUCAGAAACUCAACGAGCAGCAUCAGGCCAUCCUGUCGACACUGCUGAGAGAGGAUGACAACAAGUACUGUGCAGACUGCGAAGCUAAAGGGCCUCGAUGGGCGUCAUGGAACCUUGGGGUGUUCAUGUGUAUCCGCUGUGCCGGAAUUCACCGCAACCUGGGCGUCCACAUCUCCAGAGUCAAAUCUGUCAAUCUGGACCAGUGGACAUCUGAGCAGAUCCAGAGUAUGGUGGAUAUGGGCAACUCCAGGGCCAGACAGCUGUAUGAGGCCCACCUACCGGAGAGCUUCAGACGGCCGCAAACCGACCAAGCAGUGGAGGUCUUCAUCCGGGACAAGUACGAGAGGAAAAAGUACUUCGACAAGGAAGCUCUGACCACAGCUCCACAGAGGUCAUCUGAAGUCACUCCAGCCUCCACCUCCCCAUCCCUGCAGGCUGACAGGGGCCGACAGGAGAAGGAGCGCGAUAAGAAAAAAGAGGAGAAGAAGAAAGAGAAGGAUGUUGAUAGAGGGGAGAGACACAACAACGCAAAGCAGACAGAGUGCAGAGCCAGUCCUAAGAAAAGCACAGAGCCAGCUGUGGACCUGCUGGGCCUGGAUGCCCCAGAGGGUGGUGCUGCACCAAUCAGCGAUGAACUGGACAUCUUUGGACCAAUGGUCUCCAAUCCUCUUCCCUCAGCCAACAACACACAGCAGGCCCAGUCUAGUUCCAGUACAGCAGCUCCGCAGGCGGACACCUCCACCUCCUCCUCUAUCUCCACCACUAUGACCACAAAGGCGGAGGAGAAGAAGCUUUUAUCAAAAGACUCCAUCCUGUCUCUGUAUGCCAGCAGCUCAGUGGGCAGUCAGCCGCAGAGCCAGCAGCAAUCUGCUCCAGGACAAGCAGGUAUGUACAUGGGCCAGCCACAAAUGCAGUUCACUUCACAGGCCUUCAACCCAGGGAUGGGGGGAGUCACCCCACCCACCACUAUGAUGGGUGGAGGGGCCAUGAUGCCUGGGAUGGCUCUGCCCAACGGGGGUUACAUGCAGCAGCCGGGCGGGAUGCCAGCCAGCCAAGGACAGAACAUGUACAAUAUGCAGCAGGGGCAGCAGCAAGGACAGUGGAACAUGAGCCAGAUGACCCAGCAUAUGUCAGGAAUGGCCUUGAGCGGGGGAGGGCCGACUUCAGGCGCCCCCGCGGCCAGUUGGCCUGCAGCUCCACCGACAGCUUCUGGCCAGACCCUCAGCACUCAGCUGUGGAAGUGACGAGGAGGAGGUCCAGAGGAUGAAUGGGGGGAAACACGGGGUGGUCACAUGGCAACAAAAUGGCCAAAUCUUUCUCAGAUCCUCCCAUCUCCUAACAGCUUUUAAUGAAAUAAUAACGCACAGCAGGGACAGUUUGCCUGUCCUAAAUCCCUUCCCAAACUGUACACAAGAUGACAUCACUCCAAGACACCGUGCAGGCAAGUGGGGAAAAAAGAGACUGGCAGCUGUCGUGUCCUGUCUUUAUCUGGGUGUCCUCGUUUGGUUUCCUUUUGUUGUUGAUUAAGAAAAAAGGCACAAAAACAGCAACACAAAAAAAGAAAGCUGCUGGACCAGUAACUUCGAGUCCUAUUAUAGUAAUAUUACAGUAUAUCUUACCAAAAUGGAUAGUGUGUGAAUAGUCCUUGAGUACUUACAGUAGAUAUGGCUAUGUUGUGGUUGGUUUAUGCUACCCUGUCCUCACCCCUCUCUCUGCUGUGUAAAUUGUAACCCUCCCUCUCCCUCCCCCUCCCUGUAGGGCGAGCAGAGCCUUGUAGCAGAUAAUCGUGUGAGCAGUACUGUAUCUAUGUGAAUAUGACGUGAACCCCCCCACUCUUUCAGAGCCAUAGGAGAGAGGCUGAUGCUUUGACUCUCCACAACCUUGGUUUGAGUUCUAUUUGUCACAUGGCACUGUAUGUGUGUGUGGUGGUGCUGGGGGAUGUUGAUGUGGAGGUGAAGUCCUCCCCUUUACUUAAAUACAGCCUGUGAAGUUUAGCAUUGCUAUGUACCACAGGCUUUGACUGACAUGCGUUUAAAGCUGCUUCUUCGGUAGUUGUUAUUUUGCACUGAUACAUUUUCACAAAACGUGAUCAUUUUCCUGCAAAGAAUUUCUACAACAUUCAGAGUAUCAAAGGAAAGUGUCUCAUUACAGCCAGUAGUGUUUUUUUUUAUCCCCACACAGCAGCCAGCGUAUCACUGAUCAGCUCCAGAGUAAAUGAUCAUGACAGCAGUGGUUCCUUUCUUACCUUACAAGAAUACAUGAAAUAAAAUAUAUUUUUUAGUUUUUUCCAUUUAUAUCAGAAUAUCUGCCUUUUUAUUGUGAGAUACUGAAGGGUCUUGCCUCAUAAUAUCUAAAAAACUAUUCAGCUUCAGCAUCAUUCUUCGAACUUCUUCCCACUCAUACACAUCCCAAACUAAAACAAGGUGUCACGAGUAAGGUCUAAAGAAAAUCUCUUAUGUUAUUACACUAUAAUGAUCAUCUUAUCCCCUACAAAUGCAAAGUGAUACAUCUAGAUUUGAUGUGCAGAAGAAAAUAACUGCUCUACCUGCAGCACUGUCUUCAUCGAGAAUGUUCUUAACUAUCUGUAGCUGUAGGCACUGCGGUACAAUGUGCUAUAGUUAAAGGACCAGUGCUACAUUUUGAGAAACACCUUUGUUUGCUCUCAUGUCUGGCUACUAUAGGUAUAGAGUUGGAGCCUGGAAGAGAUUAGCCUAGCUGACUAAGACUGGAGGCAGGAAGAGACAGCGAGCCUGGCUCAGUUUUUCAUUCCUACCAGCCCGUUUAACGCUGAAGAACGUACAUGUUAUUUCUUACACCAUGCAUACAGCAACUGUUUCCCCGUCUUAAACAGUUUAUAGUUCCACAUUCAGAUAUGUAUCGACCUAAUAAGUAUAUAUUAGCUAAUGCAGCUUUUAUGUUAAAUUGUCACUUAAAAUAUGAUUUUUAGGAAAGAUUAGAUUUCAGUUUUCAUUUUUUAGACAUUGAAUACAAACUGCACAAACAAAACUCAAAAGAAGUAAUUGCCCAGUUCCAGUUGAAAGGAAACAUUCCUUAUAUCUGCGUAAAAGCCAACAAAGGCAGGGAACCACUGAUGAUUACAGAACCAGUAUCAAUACUUUUAUUAGUAGAUGAAUAUGUCCAACCCAUUUUCUCAAACUGCUUCAAAACAACCGGAAUCUGUAAAUGUCUUGGAUUCCCUUUAAGUGUCAGUAAUUGCCUGGUGGCCUGUUAGUCCCUGGGAUGUCUUUGGUCGCCUCGCUGUGAUGUUCUGAAGUGUUUUAAAACCAAACGAGCUGGCUUCAGUGGAAGCCGGGCUCUGACCCAGUUAAGACACUUCCUUGUUGAUGAAAUGAGUCGUUUCCCCCUUUGCUCCCCGAGGCAAAUUAAAGCACUACUGGAAUCACAGGGGUUUUGUCUUUUCUGCACUUUAAAUAGCAGAGCAGGAACUGUAUCUUUCCCUGUGUUGUGAUUUGUCACGCUAAUUCGAAAAUCCAUUUCCUCUAUUUUUUGAAAAUUCUUUUCAAAACUGUACCAGUGUGACACCCAACAUGUUUCUCCUUCAAUAUAUGAUGCUGUAAACAUUUGUUCUGCCAUCCGCCAUCUUUAUUGUGGUGUUUUGUUGUGUGCAGUUCAAGAGAAGCACAGUAAGUCAUGAGAAAAUAAACCUGGACGACCAAUUAGAGGGCUAGACUGGCAGGAGGAGGAUAAUGGGAGUAAGAUCAGCACAGAAAAACGAGAAAUGAACAAAAUACAUAAACACGCACACAGAGCUGCAAUCACACUGCCGAGCUUCAGCGCAGAGAUUCAUGUCCGUGUACACAGGGUCCCUCUGCCAUGCAAUAACUGUAGCGCUCUGUGACACAAGUGGUUAGUGUGAAUGACACAUACACAUAUUCAAUAAAACUAAUGUCCUCCAGGUUUAUUUCCAAUGUGUUUACAUUUUCUGGUGCCUAGUACAGAAGAAAAAAAAAGUGGUUUCCGUGCAUUGAAACAAUAAAUAGCAAGAAAUGUUUUUUCUGUGUUCGUCUUUGUCCAAUGACUCUUUACUGUAAAAGUACUGUUUUAUCUUUUGGGGGAUUUUGUUUGCUCCUGUACUUCUGUUCCAAGUUUUACAAGAGGGUCAUUUGGAAUAAAGGCUGUAGAAUCCUGGA
Messenger RNA from Paralichthys olivaceus (Japanese flounder), 4359 nucleotides. RefSeq names its product stromal membrane-associated protein 1-like. Gene Ontology annotation, cellular component: cytoplasm. Gene Ontology annotation, biological process: regulation of clathrin-dependent endocytosis. The record is from RefSeq and is a predicted model, not a curated record. Gene Ontology annotation, molecular function: GTPase activator activity; metal ion binding. Lineage: Eukaryota; Metazoa; Chordata; Actinopteri; Pleuronectiformes; Paralichthyidae.